GUAAUGGCGAAUGAUGCUCGGGAACUCAACCGAACUUCAACCGAUGGGGGUCCCUGUUGGCCCACUUUUCUUUUUUCUACCUCCGUCUGCUCAAACCACUGUUGUAAACAGAAAGUGAUCUGAAGUACUCCGUAGAUACAUCUAAAUGCCGGUACCUGUAACACAUGCGUAUUGCGGUAAUUUAGAUCAUCGAGUUGACAGCUACGCUCAAUACUCCUUGUUGUCAAUCGUGUUUCUGCAGAACAAUUAACAGUCUACCUACCGCGGGCAUAUCGGCCACAGGGUUUCCUCACCAAACGCCGACGUCCUCUUCUGGGCCUCCAAUUAUGACUUCAAACUUUCAAACCCUCGAUCCAGAGGGGGAUCUGACCGUUAAUAUCACCAUCCCAGAAGAAGAUAUCAAACGUGAGUCGUUCCUCGCCUCCUCACGUCAUUUAUCUGUGGCUUCUCCUUAUUUCGAUCGCAUGUUUUCCGGCCCUUGGAAAGAGUCAGAGUCCGUAAAGUCUGGAAGUUUGGAUAUCGACGCCCUUCCUUCAUGUGGACCAACAAGUUACUCAAUCAUUUUGAAUGCAAUGCAUGGCCGGUUUCGAAAAGUGCCUAGCUCGUUGUCGAAGGCGGAACUGGUCUAGAUCGGAAAAUUGGUCGAUUACUACGAGUGCCUAGAAGUUAUCGAAUACCAUGCCGACCGAUGGGUAGAUGACACGUUCGAACGCGAUAAAUUUGCACUUGAAGGUGCGAAACGAGUCUCGAGUGGCUCUUCCUCUCUUGGAU
Eremomyces bilateralis CBS 781.70 is the source of this 771-nucleotide messenger RNA. RefSeq lists its product as uncharacterized. NCBI's taxonomy places the organism in Eukaryota, Fungi, Ascomycota, Dothideomycetes, Eremomycetales, Eremomycetaceae. The coding region runs from base 327 to 629 and encodes 100 amino acids. The record is from RefSeq and is a predicted model, not a curated record. The transcript is spliced from 2 exons. Gene Ontology annotation, molecular function: protein binding.